Drosophila santomea is the source of this 480-nucleotide messenger RNA. RefSeq names its product lisH domain-containing protein C1711.05. The record is from RefSeq and is a predicted model, not a curated record. NCBI's taxonomy places the organism in Eukaryota, Metazoa, Arthropoda, Insecta, Diptera, Drosophilidae. The coding region runs from base 1 to 480 and encodes 159 amino acids. The transcript has a single exon.
AUGAGGCUGCUGUUGUUUUUUGGCCUGGCCAUAUUGGUUGCCUUCGUAGCGGGUGCUGAUGAAACUGACUAUUCCGACGAAGACGGUGAUUAUUACUCUGAUUAUUACUCUGAUGACGACUCCAGUACAGAGAGCGGAAGCUCAGAAGAUGACGCAGCUAGCUCGUCGGAGGACAGCUCCUCUUCCGAAGCUUCCGAUAGCUCUGGGUCUGGCACAGGUAGUUCUUCAGAAAGUUCUGGUGGCAGUUCCUCCGCCGAAUCGACAUCAACUGCAACUUCAACCAAAGCAAAAACAGCCAAGAAAGCCGCAGCCCGCAGGAAUAGACGGCGCAGGCGUACCACCACCGCUGCCCCCAAACGCAAGGUAGUGGCAGCCGCGCCCGCCAAGAAGCAAACACCUGUUGCCCAAAAGAAGAAGACACCUGUGGCAGCCAAGAAGAAGGCCAAUACUGCCGCCAACAAACGCAAGCGCACAGGCUAA